Esox lucius (northern pike) is the source of this 1505-nucleotide messenger RNA. Its product is annotated as integral membrane protein 2B-like. Gene Ontology annotation, molecular function: amyloid-beta binding. The coding region runs from base 103 to 879 and encodes 258 amino acids. Gene Ontology annotation, biological process: negative regulation of amyloid precursor protein biosynthetic process. The transcript is spliced from 6 exons. NCBI's taxonomy places the organism in Eukaryota, Metazoa, Chordata, Actinopteri, Esociformes, Esocidae. The record is from RefSeq and is a predicted model, not a curated record. Gene Ontology annotation, cellular component: Golgi apparatus; plasma membrane; extracellular exosome.
ACCUGUUUGGACUGCUGUUUAUCUACGUCAUUGUAACUGGACACUGCACUACGUUCUAUCGGAAGGUGGUUUCGUUGCUUAUUCCAACAAUUAGCUUUAACAAUGGUAAAAGUAACAUUUAACUCGUCCUUUGGACAAAAGGAUUUAAAGAAAACAUGCACUGGUGAAGCGCUCAUUCCAGAGGAGAGGGACCCGGAGGAUGGCGUGCGCGUGCGCCAGCAUUCUAAGGUGUGGUGCUGGUGCAUGCGCCUCGGUCUGGCUCUCAUGCUGUCUGGAGUGGUGGUGGGCGGGGCUUACCUCUACAAGACCUACUUAAUGGAGCGCCGGGUAUAUUUCUGCGGUGUGGACUACCGUGAGCAGGACUACAUGGUUCCGGAGGACGAUGACAUGGUGGACCGGCCCUCUGCACUGAGACACAUCGAGGAGACCGUGCGCGUGCUGGAGGAAGAGGAGGUGGAGCUCAUCAACGUUCCCAUUCCCGAGUUCUCCGACAGCGAUCCGGCCGACAUCGUCCACGAUUUCAACCGGAGGCUGACCGCCUACCUGGACCUGAGCCUGAACAAGUGUUAUGUCAUCCCUCUUAACACAUCCAUCGUCAUGCCACCCAAGGACUUCCUGGAGCUGCUCGUCAACAUCAAGGCUGGAACCUAUCUCCCCCAGUCCUACCUGGUCCAUGAGCAGUUGAUUGUGACCGAGCGACUGGAGAGAGUCGACCAGCUGGGAUACUUUGUCAACAGCCUUUGCAAGGGCCGAGACACAUUCAAACUGGAACGCCGGGAUACUAUACUGGGGCGGGAAAAGCGUGAAGCACUGAGCUGCAGGAAGAUUCGUCACUUUGAAAAUAAGUUUGUGGUGGAGACACUGAUCUGUGAGCCUUAGAGGACAGGAGAGGGACUUCAGACAACCCAUGUAUAGUUUAACCCACUGUCUACAGUGUGACCUUUAACCCUUCACUCUUCUGUACCACCUUCAUAGAUCCUUUACUCUUCUGUACUGCUGGUAAUUUUGAGGGUGAGUUGUCUAAUUGAGAGGAUUCCAAGGUAAAUACUGUUGUAUAAGGUGUAAAAUUAGGGAAUUUUCCACUUUGUGUAAAGUACUGGUAAGUACGUUUUCAUUUGAAGCAACUCUUUUGAAAGAAUCAAGAUAUGUGUGUUUAGUGUUUCAAAAUGUUGUGCAAAUUGUUUUCUAUCUUUUUGUUCUGGUGUUUAUUCAUGUCAAGGAAACACUAAAAGGGUUUAAACAGACCCUGUUGCGUCACAGCUAACUACACUGUUAUAAGGUACAUGACUAAAGAUUAAUGACCUCAUAAUGAGAAUAUACAUACUCUAGCAUAGAACAUUAAUUAUUCUGUAUAAAUUACAACUACACUGCAAUGAAAGAGGAACUGUAUCACACAGACACUGCAGGACCGUCAAAGAUCGGAGCCUGGGGUUACUAACCUGUAUAUAGCCUGUUUGUAAAGAAAAAAAGGAAGAUUAAUACCACAAUAAAUCUUAAUCAUUUUA